Messenger RNA from Amblyraja radiata (thorny skate), 6722 nucleotides. RefSeq names its product ciliogenesis and planar polarity effector 1-like. Gene Ontology annotation, biological process: cilium assembly. Bases 1 to 6711 code for a protein of 2236 amino acids. The transcript is spliced from 32 exons. Gene Ontology annotation, cellular component: ciliary transition zone. NCBI's taxonomy places the organism in Eukaryota, Metazoa, Chordata, Chondrichthyes, Rajiformes, Rajidae. The record is from RefSeq and is a predicted model, not a curated record.
AUGAGGAAGCUGAUGUCGGCGGUGGAGGUGAGCUUUGACCCAGACCACUUUGCGGAUGUGACGGAGAGCAGGGUGGAUAUGCUGACGGUGAGGGGUGUUUGUACCCAACCCCCUCACCCACCCCCCUCACCCACGGGGGACUGUGAAUCGGACGCCGAGAGCCGGCUGCUGCCGGGGGAGGAGGAGGCCGCAGGGGAGGGGGAGUGGGCUGUGGGGGAUGGGGUCUGUGGCCGAGCUGGGCAGCAGGCUGAGGGUCCCGGCGAGGGGGAGUGUGCUGCGGACCCCGUCCCGGCUAUCUGCCCCUCGGCCCCACCCCUUCCCCCAGACGGGGAGGGGGCAGUUAGAACCCAGGUUGAGGCUCUGGCCUCUCCCUCCACCUGCGUCCCCACCCCCGACGAAUCCUACAUCACAAUGUGCAACCUUUACAAGACGCAGCGAGGCGGGCGGGCCCUGCACACAGGGGCGCAGCUCCGCUCCAUGAUCUUGCCCCACCACCGGUCCUCCCAGCCCCCGGUCCUCCCAGCCCCCGGUCCUCCCAGCCCCCGGUCCUCCCAGCCCCCGGUCCUCCCAGCCCCCGGUCCUCCUCCUUCCGCCGCCGCCGCUCUUGCCGAGACGCUGCGGUUGCUCGUUGGCGGUUGCCAGGCCGCGCGGCGGCGACAGAGGCGGGAGAGGAGAGCUUCUGACGGAGGGACCAUCUCCUCCCUCACCAUGAACCUGAGACUAGAGGUGCUUCUGUCCAGUAGCACCAAGCACAAACAGCCUUGGCCCCGACUGUACUGGAUUGGCCAGGAGAAGGAGGCGAUUCUGCUGUCGGACGUGCAGCGGCUGUGUGUGCUCAGUCUGUCGACGGGCCGGACCCAGCGGAAGAUCGGCAAGCUGCAGCCCCUGCUGAAGAACGUGCUCAGUGUGACCACCUCUGCCAACGGUUCGUGGCUGGCUGGAGUGCUGACCACAGGGGAACUCUUCCUAUGGAGGAAGGAUGCCGACUGUUUGAAGACGGUGGGGGCAGUGGAAGGAGUGAGCGCCUUGGCAGCGGCUGCCCAGAACUCCACUGUGAAGCUGUCCUUGUUUGUGUCCAACGAUGGAAAGCGGGUUCUCCUGCUCGCUCAGGUAGGAGCGGCGUUCCUUUGGGAGAGCCUGGAGGAGCAGGAUCUGCCGUCGGUCCCCGGAGCCCGGCUGGGUGGACGGUGGGCGGAGGUGCUGCCUGAUGGCCAGGCCAGUCUUCCCCAGGGUGAAGACAUGGAGAGUGCUGUCCAUGCCGUCUUUGUCGCCGAUGAGGUGCUGGGCGACUGCUGCCUGGCCUGUUUUGCCUUCAUCUCUGGGGAAGCUCUGGUGCUGACCACUGUGAGGCUGCAUUGGUUUGAACAGGUGGAACGCUGCAUCAGGGCGGCCCCGUUGCGGGUGCAGUGGGCGACACAGACGCAGCUUCUGGGGGAGCUGGUCCCCGCCUGCCAACCGGUGAAGUCACGAGGGGCACUGCUGGCAGCGUUCACCACCGACGGCUCACUCCUUGCCCUGGCUAUCAAUCAGAUCAACCCCAAGGCCACCCAGGUGCUGUUUGUGAAGCCAAUGAGUUGUGUGACUGUGUCGACCAGUCUGCAGGGAUGUGGCAGCACCGCCCGCCCUGUGCCAGCCUCGUCUGCCAGGUCCUACUGGGUGGCUGGGGUGAGCUGGACCCCAGACGGCCUCUUCCUGGCGUGCAUGCUGAAACGCGGAGCCUUGCUGAUGCUGUCCCGUCUCGGCGAGCUGGUGACGCUCACCACCUCUGGCUGCUCCGUGGAGUUUGGUCCAGCGGAAUUCAUCCCUCUCCAUCCACUGAUCAUGUACAGGCAGCCUCUGGAUACGGACCGUACACAGUCUGCUGGCUCGCCCGCCUCGGAGAGUGACCCCCUGAGACAGCGCUUCUCUGUGGCAGCCCACCCCUACCUCCCCUGCCUCAUCGUGUCUGAUGGUUACAUGUUUACAGUGCUGCGGUUUGCAGAGCACGUUUCCGCCUCUUCUCUUCUCAAGUCCUUGCUGCUGGAGGUGACGCAGGGCCUCGAGGAUGUUUACAACCUGCUGCUGAGCCAGGGGGCCGAUCUGAAGUGCCGACUAACACCCAUGGCAUCCCUGAGGAGAAGCGUGCUGCAGGGCUGGGGACCGCAGCCGGAGCCGGCCGCCUGUCCACCCCCUCCCUUCCUAAAGGACCACAGGACAGAGGGCGAUGAGGCGGAUGAAGGUGGCGACUCUGAGGAAGAUGCGUGGUGCCGUGCCGACUGCCCGGGGGAUGGCGGUGCCGUGGACCAGUGCCGGCUGGAAUUCGCCAGCAUGUUCGACACCUUGCAUGGCCGGCAGGGAGGACAGGCAGAGCAGCUGGAGGCCAGGUUUGGGCAGCUGCAGAGGGGCGUGCUGCUGGCUUGGAGCGUGGCAGUGUCGGCAAGGGAGGUAGAGGGCAGGGAUCUGCUGCUGCACUACACUGUUCGUGCCCUGCUGCAGUUUGCCCGCCUGCUGCCCUUUGCCCCGGCCAGUUUGCCCGGCUCGCUAGCCAGCACGCAGGCCAAGCUGGUGGACAAGGCGCUGAGGACAAGCCCCGGCAUCUACCGCACGGUGCAGCUGCUGCGCUACUGCCUGACGGUGCUGCACUGGGACUCGGGCCGCAGGCAUGCACUGGCGCAUGCGCUGUGCCUGUGCGCUGGCGUGGUGAAGUUGCUGUUGGCCAGGAGGCUGGGGGCAGCACCAGUCUCGCAGUCGCUCUUCAGCUCUCUCCAGGUGCUCCAGCUCUCCUCUGCACAUCUGAACACGGUGUACACUCUGCCAGCCGCCCUCCACCCUCACCUCCCUGGGAACGCCAGCCUCACCUCGCUCCCAGAGCCUGCAUCACAAGCAGCCGGGGACAAGCGCUCACUCCAUGAGCUGCCCUCUCACACCCUGCGCCCUCCACACGCACCAUCACACAGGCUGGUGUCGAUGUGGCGACUGUUGUACCAACAUGUGGUGCGGCACCAUUCCCAUCUGCGGACACUGCCGACACAAUGGAGCAGAGGCAGCUCCAGGAGGAAGCUGGCACGGGAGGUGGCUCUGCUGACGUCAGUCCUUGCCCAGACUCAGGCAGCUCUGCAGCAGAUGGGGGAGAGACUGGGCCCUCAGCAGCAGCUCACAUCCCUCAAGGGUGAGGAGAGCUUCAUGGUGGGCGCAUACCUGGAAUCGGUGCAGAGCUGGAGGGCAGCCCUGUUGGAGGAGCGGGGCCGAGAGGGCAGGAGACUGGUUUAUCUGCAGACCAGGUACAGCCUGGCCAUUCUCUACACACACCUCUACCUGUACAACCUGCGUGCUGCGCUGGACUUUGGGGAGCAGCUCGUAAAGCAGCUGCUAAGAGCGGAGCCGACAGACGACAGCGGAGCCCCAGGGCUGGCGGUGGGACGGGCAGAGUCAGUGCUGCCGGACAUCGAGGAAGGGGCGGUUCUGGCCGUUCUCCAGUCUCUGGCCCGAUUCAUGGCUCUGUACUUCACCAAUCAGCCCCUGGCCAUACCUCCACCGCACCACAUCCACCUGAUGCCACCCCUGCACUGCAGGCCCGCUGGCGUGCCGCGAGUGGUGCCGGUGGAUCGCGGCGGUGUGUUGCGGGCGGUUCGGGAGCAGGGUGUCUCUGAGUGCUGGAGCGUGGAGCGGACAGUGGAGCUGCUGCUGCUCGGCAGACUGCUCCCUGAGGCCACGUGGCUGGCUCGCAGCCUCGGCGACUGGAAGACGGCCGUGGUGAUGGGCCUGGCCUUCCAUCUGCACAGACGCCACCUUCCACAGCCUGCAUGCUUGAGAUGGCUCCAGCUGCCCAGGGAGCUGCACCCACGCCGGAUCUUCCAGGAAAAGCUGCGGGCACUGCUAGGCCAAGUGCCGCCGGCUCCCGCCACUGAGCACACUCACACCAAGCUGCUGACCGAUGCCGUGGAGGAGGAGGAUGUGGACCUGAUGUGCCAACGGGUGCAGGAGAUGCUGAAGGCUGCGGUGAUGGCCGACACAGACGUGCUGACAGACAGCCUGCAGCUGCUGAUGCAGACGGCACAGGAGCUGGCCGCUGGGCUGCCCGGCCUGGUGCCUGGAGGCCUCUACCUGCCCGCCCCUCCCCUCUACUGCCCGCAGCCCAACACACAGAGUCAGGGUGAUGGAGAGGAUGCGGGGGUGUGCAGGGAGAGGGAGGCUCGGCAGAAGCUGUCCGGGGUGCUCCACCGCAUGUUGCUGCUCCUCAGGGCUGCACGCUGCACCCUUCCCGCUGCCCGCUGGUACAUCGGCAGGCUGCAGCACUGCCGCAAGCUCCUCAACAAGGUGAGGGGGAGAUGCGGCCUACGCUCGCUGGCCGCGUUCCCAGACUCCCUGCUGCAGUACGGGCAGACCCUGCACCCCACCGACAGCCCCGGAGCCAGCGGUGACAGCAGCACCAUCCCCCUCCCCGCACCCCUACUUGGCUGCUUCCGCACCCUGUGUGGCCUGUGCUGGAUGCUGCAUGUCCGUGAGCAGCUGAGCGAGAGAGGCCGCAAGUACCAGGCUGCUCGGCACGGUGCCCAUAGCCCACAGGGCUGCGGGCUGGGGGUGGAGUACGAUGCCUCUGUGCUGGACCACUGCCUGGCCUCUCUGCACUGGGCCUGCCGCCUGCUGCCCUUCACCAGGUUCAUGAACACGGAGGAGCUGGUGCAGGACACCAUUCUCAGCCUGGCCAACCAGAUGCCCCCCGACAGGCAGGUGGUGGAGCUGAUAGUGAGGGCGUUCCCCGGGGUCGAAGACGUGCGGGUGCCGCUGAGGGACAAACACCACUCACUGCAGCAGCGGCUGCGACACAGCACCCUGCAAGGCCCCAGGGGAGAGGAGCUGCUGUCGGUGGUGAUGCACGGACUGUCCCGACAGCGGGUGAAGCUGCUGAAACGGACGGCGCGCAUGGUGGGCCCCGGCGAGACGCACGUGUGGGAGCCCGCUGGCGAGGGCCCAGGAGAGGCUGGUGAACAGCAGACCGAGCAGCUCUCCUCCACCACCACCCUGACCGGCACCACCAUGACCCAGAGUGAGGGGGAGAGUCUGGACAGCCUGACCAUGGAUACCCCGCACCGGGGCACAAGUCUGCAGCCGCACAGGGUCCAGGAGUCGAGGCAGCGGGGGACGGGAGAGCGAGGCCGGGGAGCGGGCAGCAGGAAGACGUCGGCGAGUGGCGUGGACGGGGAGCGUGAUGGUGGGGAGCAGCGGCUGAUUCAGGUCGGCUCCUGGGAGUUUGAGUGCGGUGACGAGGAGUACAUGAAGUUCCUGGAGCUGUUCCUGAGCUACGUGUUGGAGCGAGACGGAGCGGUGAACGAGAGCGGUGUCGUGCCGCUGCUGAGCGGCUAUGGCCGCCGGCUGAGGGAGCAGGAGCUCGACUCGCUGGCCUUCCACGUGCAGAGCUCGCUAAAGCGGCGGCAGAACCGGGGCCGGGUGGCACAGGCCAUCGGCACGGCAACCGGCCCUGGCAUCUCACUGGCCCACCCGCCACAAGGGCGGCACCUGGGCUGCAGGCAAACCAUAACGACUGCUGCCAUCUCCACCGUGCCCAACCCAUUGCACUCCUCCAUCCGUGCCCAGGGCAGUGCCCAUAGCUACUUCCCUGCCAACCAUGCCCGGGGCAGGGGAGGAGGCUGCGGCCUGUUUGGGUCAAGGUCGAGCUCUCUGUCAGCUCCAGCAGAUGUGCCCUGGCAGUGGGGGGCAGAGUCCCACCAUCAGCCUGGCACUGACCCUGACCCUGCUCAUGCCCCCUCUUACUCCCUCACCCCCGCCUCCCUCCUCACCCCCGGCCUCCCGCCAGCCCCCUCCCUGCUGGACAGUGAGCCUGACCCCGGGCUGGAGGGCAGCUGCAGUGACACGGCCAAGCUGCUGGAGUGGAUGGUGCGCUGGUCAGAGCGGAGGCCGGUGCAUGGCACGCACGGGACGGGCACGGGGCCCGGACAUGGCCCCGCCAUCCGGGUCCACACGUCCGUCACCGCCAUCCUGCACUCCCUACGGCUGCUCGAUCGCAGUCUGGGCAUCGACACGGCACCGCGGAAACUCAGCAAGGGUGCAGAGGACGAGAAAGCGGUGGAGCGAGUGCGGAAGCACCGGCAGCCCCGGAAGAGAUCGGAGAGCGCAGGACAGUUGCAGAAGCAGGACUCUGGUUACACAAACCUCUGCAGUGGUCAGGAUCUGACCUCAGACUCGGACAGCGAAAGCGAUGAAGAGGGGUCGCGAUAUGGCCACAGACACUCUCCUCAGGAGCACGGUGGCUACGUCUCCCCAGCAGCGGCGGCUGCGUGUGUGGAUCAGGAGCCGAGGCCACGCACUCCCAUCGGUCCCGGCAUCUCCAUCACCGUCCACACCAACUCCAGGACCAGGAUCAGAGGCAGAGUCAAGGAGGAUUCUGACUCGGAUACGGAGGAGCCCCUGGAUGACUCCCUGACUUCGGACCCUGGGGGAUGUGGGGACAGAUCAAUCAGCACUGAUCCCGGGGAGCUGGUGGAUGAUCCUGAUGGCACAGAUGACUGGGAGAGGACGGAAAAUGCCACAGAGAGGAUGGAAAAUCCCAGAGAGAGGACGGAUAAUCCCAGAGAGAGGACGGAUAAUCCCAGAGAGAGGACGAAUAAUUCCGGAGAUGGCUGGGAGAGUGUGGAUGAGCCCAUAACCAUUGAGCCAUCACAGCGACUGUGUGGGCAGCAGAGAGAGAGGUGUGUACCUGAUGGUAGAUCGUGAGAGAGCAGGAG